GGUAUAGCUGCGAGAGAGAGAGAGAGAGAGAAAGAGAGAGAGGGGGAGGAAAAAAAAAAAUCCUAGGAGUGUUUCUGAACGCACCAGAGGAGCAUCUCUCUGACUUCGGAGAGGGGGGCUGAGGAGCACACACACAGAUAAAGACGGGCGGGCGAGGCGAAAGAGAGAGGCAGGCGGCGUUGGAGUAUCACAGCGCUGGUGGUGCUGGCAGAGCACGCCGAGCGGAGACAGGGGGAAUCCACUGGCGCUGCUGAUCCCGGUGUUGUCCCUGGCACAAAAAAAAAAAAAAAAAAAAAAAAAAGAAGAAGCUGCUUGAGCCCGAGACGGAACGCGGCGGCAGCAGCAGCAGCAGCAGCCAGGAACUGGCCGGGGGGGGCAGCAUUUCACAGCGACAACGAUGCGUGGAGACAGCUGAAGCCUGCACACACACACCACACCACCACACACACACCACCACCACACACACACACACACACGGGAGAACGCACAUGCGAACAGCUGAGCGGGGGAAGGACGCUCAGACACGGGCUGCGUCUAAAAGGUCGGCUUCAAACUUACGCGGGGAGCAGACGCUAAAUGUUUCGCCUUCUCUUCCAUGGAUGGUGGAUGACAGAGGGGGAAACUUCUUGAGAGGAAAUUCUCUUUUCAGCAGGACUGACUGCAGAGGUUUAUUUUUUAUUUUUUCACUCAACUUUUUUGUUUUUUUUUAUUUUAUUUAAUUUUUUUUUGGAGUUGGGGCUUUAAACCCUCUAAGCACAAGACAAAAUAACCUCUAUUCUUAGUUGCGGAAAUUGAGAGCUGUCUUUGAGACCAUUAAGAUGCCGCCUCCUGAUUCAGUGUGAGCAGUGAGUGGAUUAUGACGACUAUAUUUUGGGAUUUCUCCUUCAUUUAAAAAAAAAAGAAGAAAUAAAAUAAAAUAAAAUAAAGAAACCUAUUCGUGACUGGUGGAUUUAUGUCUGUCAGAGAAACAGAGGAUCCCCUGCGUUUUCUCCUCUCUCCUUCUGUGGAUUACAGAUGGGCUUUGUGAUCCCCCAGUGCAGUCUCAUGGAUGAUCGCUCGCUGCCAGUCAUUAGGAUAAAGUACAAAGAGGGACACAAGUGAGUAUUCAGCUGGAUUUCUAUCUCUGAAGCUUAAGCUUGUGUGAAAACAAGAAUGUCGAGAGGGGAUCUGUGACGAGAGCACAUCGCGGCAGCUUCUUCUUCUUUUUCUUUUUUUUCUUCUUCUUCUUUGCCUUUUAAUAAUUGUAACUCACUCGGGCUCGGUGAAUGAUUACUGGGGUGUAAAAUCAAGGCACAUCCUGAGCUUUAUCCAUUUUUUGGGCAAGCGAACCUGUGUGUUUACAGACCAUUUACCAAUGAGCAUAAUUUACUAAAUGAGGGGUGCCGUCUACCCGUCAGGUGGCUUGGGCACGGGCAGAGAUUGAUUGAAGUGAUCUGUGUGAAUCCUAUUAAUGCAUCCUGGAUUGUGGCCAAGACAGAAGCAAUGGAGGGGAACACCACUGUCUAGCAGCACAAUCUGAUCUGCCUCCUCACUGGACAAACUGAGGACCCUCUGCAUUUCCUCUUCAACGCCACUCCUCCUCCUAAUCCUCCUCCUCCUCCUCCUCCGUCUCCUCCUCCUCUAACUCUCACCCAGGCAAGGAUGGUACCCCCGCCCCCCACCAACAAGCCCCACGUGUGCCUGUCCACCAUCCUGAUCAUGAGCAGCAUGGCGCUGAUCGACGCCUACCUCGUGGAGCAGAACCACGGACCCCGCAAGAUUGGCAUCUGCAUCAUGGUGAUGGUGGGCGACAUCUGCUUCCUCAUCGUCCUGCGCUACGUGGCCGUGUGGGUGGGCGCCGAGGUGCGCACGGCCAAGCGGGGCUACGCCAUGAUCCUCUGGUUCCUUUACAUCUUCGUGCUGGAGAUCAAGGUCUACUUCGUGUACCAAAACUACAAGGCGGACAGGAAGAGCUUGGACGCGCUGGCGAGGAAAGCGCUGACGCUGCUGCUGUCCAUCUGCAUCCCGGUCCUGUUCGUGGUGCUGGUGGCCAUCGACCACAUGGAGUACGUCCGCGCCUUCAAGAAGCGCGAGGAGAUCCGGAAUCGGCUCUUCUGGGUGGUGGUGGACCUGCUCGACAUCCUGGACAUCCAGGCCAACCUGUGGGAGCCUCAGAAGAAGGGGCUCCCGCUGUGGGCGGAGGGCCUGAUGUUCUUCUACUGCUACAUCCUGCUGCUCGUGCUGCCCUGCGUGUCCUUGAGCGAGAUCAGCAUGCAGGGCAUCAACAUCGUCCCCCACAAGAUGCUCCUGUACCCCAUCCUGAGCCUCGUCACCAUCAACAUCAUCACGCUCUUCAUUCGCGGGGGGAACAUGAUUCUGUACCGGGACGCCAGGGUGUCCGGGAUUCUGAUAGGGAAGAACAUCCUGGCCAUCAUCCUAAAGACCUGCAGCUUCGUGCAGUACAGGAGACAGUUGCAGAACGCUCCUCCCGCCUUCGGGGUCGAGCUGCAGAAGAACUCGGUGGCUCACGCCCGCCCUGCCCCCACCCCUCCUCAAGUGGUCAUGCAGGACCAGACGCCUCUCCCGGAGGUGACGACUUGCGAACACACAUGACGGAGCGGCGCGGCCGAUCCUGGAAAUAUCAAUACGAUUAUGUAUGAGCCUCAGGAUGUCGCCAGGGCACAGUGAUCCACACCUUUUUUUGGGAGGGCAUGUGAACACUCAUGUGAGAAAAAAAAAAAAAAAAAAGGAAAAGAAAAAAAAAAGAUCAUCUCCACUGAUGCUUAAAGGCACACAGGACACUUAGUGAGGAUAGAGCAGCGCUGUAUCCAAAGCCGUCAUGGUGCAGAACAUAGUAUUACUUGUGACUUUUCCCCUCUCAAGUGAAUCCAGCUAACUGUGUAUUUUUUCUAAUUGUACAAACGGAGUAGGAGGGGAGGGGCGGGGAGCGAAAAAAAAAAAAAAGCAACUACUGCAAGAUUAGAGGAUAUAUUUUUGAAUUGUGUGUGUUGCAUUCUAAUCUUAAAACUUAAGGGUCUGUGUGCUGUGGUGUGUACUUUUCCGUUGCUCGAACGUUCAUAGUAGUCGAGGGCUUUAAUAUGUGGAAAUCAGAGGGAGCAACCGAUGAGAGGGGUUAAUGAGGAGGAAUGAAAUAAGAGUUAAAGCGCUCUCUCUUGAGAGAAGUGUAUGUUUUAUAUGUGAUUCUUUGAUAAAGUAUUGUGUACAAGAUAAAGACUUUCCUGCUCUCUC
This is a messenger RNA of Mugil cephalus (flathead mullet), 3228 nucleotides long. RefSeq names its product transmembrane protein 121. The record is from RefSeq and is a predicted model, not a curated record. Lineage: Eukaryota; Metazoa; Chordata; Actinopteri; Mugiliformes; Mugilidae. The transcript has a single exon. The coding region runs from base 1642 to 2592 and encodes 316 amino acids.